This is a messenger RNA of Astyanax mexicanus (Mexican tetra), 4951 nucleotides long. Its product is annotated as olfactomedin-4-like. Bases 3413 to 4816 code for a protein of 467 amino acids. The record is from RefSeq and is a predicted model, not a curated record. Gene Ontology annotation, biological process: signal transduction. The transcript has 5 exons. Lineage: Eukaryota; Metazoa; Chordata; Actinopteri; Characiformes; Acestrorhamphidae.
AUGCAGGUCAGUCAAUCAUAAACAUUUCAACCUCAAGUGCAGUUUAAAAACCAUCAAAAACUUUGUGAUAAAACUGGCCCUUAUCAAGUCCACCACAGGAAAGGAAGAGCAAGAGUUCCCUCUGUUACACAGGAUAGGUUCCAACCUUAGAAGGAGUUACCAACCUCAGAAACUGCAAGUUAACAGGACCCCAGAUAAAAACACCUAAAUGCUUCACAGAGCAUUUAUUUAUUUUGGUUUGUUUAAAACUUUUAACUUGUAACUUCAUGUUUCCUUAUGUGUUCCUGCAUAGUUUGGAUUUUAGUAUUCAUUUACAUUGAUGGAAAAUUUAAUUAAAAAAAAAAGAUUAAAAGUUGAAAACAUCCUCCAGCUCAUAUCAUGUAUAGUGUUAUUACAGAUUGCCUGACAAAACACUCAAGUUUCUUUUCCAAAAAUGGUGUGUGUGUGUUUGUGUGUGUGUGAGAGUGUUAUAAGCUUGUGAGGUUGUGUGUGAGUUAUUAUCAGACUAAUGUAUCUUUCAUAAUUAGUGUCAUUUAGUUUGCUUGAGAAAGUUCAACAACAAACACAUCUGUGUUUGUGUUGAGACUCACAGGGUGAGAGGAAUGUGAACUAAAGAUCUUGAAGCAGAUCAUUAAAGGUUUUACACCUCUAAACACAGACAAACCUUGGAAAAAUUGGAUUAGUCAUUGAUAGAGUCAUAGACAUUAAUGUGUUUGCUCUUCUGGACAGGCUGUUCUAUAAGGGACGUUUAUUAAUUUGAGGAUAAGAUAAGAGUAAAAGGUGUAUUUUCUUACAGCUGGCCUAAAACUCUCUGACAGUGGAGGGAGCCUUGGCCUUAAUCAGAGUUGUAAAGAACACACCUAAAACUGCCAUCGAGGAGAUCAACAUAUCUGUGAGUCAGAUAUGGUCCAAAUUUUGUAUCAUGAUAUUUUUAUUUUUAGUAUUUGUGUAUAUAUAUGUUUAUAUAUAUUUUUUUUCUAGUUUUAUUUCUAUUUGUCCCAUUUUUCUCCCCAAUUUACCAGCCAAAUUACACAACCCACUCAUUAGGACUACUAGUAAUGCCCCAUCACCAGGAGGGUGAAAAAUAGCACAUGCCUCCUCCGAUACAUGUAAAGUCAGCAACCGCCUUUUUGAAUUGCUGCUGAUGCAGCGAUUUGGUUUCAAUACAUCAGCCCACAGAGCACCAUCUACCCACCCAGAGAGAGCAAGGCCAAUUGUGCUCUCUCAGGGCUCUGGUAGUCCUUGGUUUAGUGAGGUUAGGGAACUCAGGUGAGAGGCUGGUGUUUAUAGACUGUCCUGCACAAACUUUGUAUCUGCAUUUGUUUUUUUUUUGUUUGUUUUAUUUUCAUUUUUUGUGAAAUUAGGAACAUAUACUUUUCUCUUUACAUUGUGUCAAAAUGUCAUGGUGAAUGGACAAAUAUGUUUAUAUGAAAUUCCCUAUCAGGGACAAUAUGUGUAAAUAUUUGCAUGUAAUACAUUUCUGGAAAUUUUAGAAAUUCAACAUACAGGACAAUUAUUGCUCUCAGGCAAUAAUUGAUACAUUUAGUUUAGGAAGAAGCAACCCUAAAGAAGCAGGUCUUACAUAUUUAAGGGUGUCUAGUAGGUUCUCAUGGUAGCUUUUCUUGCAACUUUAGAUUUUUUCUUAUUACCUGAGCAAUUCUGCUGAUGAAAGAACUACUGUGAAAAUGAAAAACUCGUUACCUUCUCAAUCACACAUCAAUAAAACAAAAUAAUUUAGAAUUAGAACUGAAGGCAGCUGGCAAACUUUAAAAAAGUGUGACAAAGUUCUUGCUAACAUCACCAGAUUUAUUUACGCUAAAAGACCAGACCACAAUGCAUGUUUUAAAAGUACUCUACCUUAAGCUGAGUCCAAUUACACAUUCUUACCAGUGUGAUCUUAAAAUUUCCAAAACCUAGCGGUAUUUUACCUUUUAAUGGAUGUUAUGGAUGUUAUCCCAGUGCUGCCAACAUGCUGCUAGUAAAGCAGUUUAUCUGUACUGUGCUCGGAGUUGAAUGUGUAGAAUCUGUAAGCAGAGAGUUUGUCUUUGUUUUGAUGAGCGGAAACAUCGCCUUUGUGAUUUCUUCCGGAAUAUUGACAAGGACGAGAUCAUGCGUGUUCCAGUCAGAGUUCAGGAAGGCUGUACAGGUACAGGCCUGUAUUUUAGUUAGUGACAUUUCCUAAUGCACUGACUGUGCAUCAGUGCUCUUAACCAUUGAGCUUUUCAUUGAUUUAAAAAAAACUCACAUUUCUCUUUUAGAGGCCCCUUUAUUUAUGUAAAACAUAAGCAUACCCUUGGUGAUAAUAGGACACGUAUCACGUGUGACACAUAUCACGAUUACUUAAUCCCUGAAAAUGCCUUGUCCUGUAUACGGGCUACAGGUGUAGGUAAUACAAAACCCCUUUUUCUUCAGUAAAAUAAGUUAUUUACACUUUGAAAAUUUGAGGGGUUUGAACAUCCCCUACAGGACAUUUGGAGAAGGAGCCUGUUUUCUCUCUGCUCCACUAAAUAUUUCCAGAUCGGUAACAGAAGUGAACCCAAAUUCUGAAUAUUUGAAAAUAGACAUAAACACUAGACAAACAUAACGAAACGAAAGAUUUGGAAGACAUGUACAGUUUGAUUUGUAUUCAGGAAAAUAUUGAUUUUGAAAUAAAGUUCAGAAAAGAGACAAUUUUAUGAUUGUAUUCAUUAUAUAUUUGUAAUAUUUUAUAUUACAUGUAUGCUUUUCAGUAAUGUCCCUUCUCAAAUAUGAAAGGGUUUUAUGUAAUGCUUGAAAAGAAAUCCUCAAGAUUUAGUGGUGGAAUGUCAGGCUGACAAUUGACAAACAUCCUAGCCUGCUAACUUAAGGGAUACUUAACAUGCCUAAAAUUACAGUUUUAUCUAAAAGUAGGUAAAAUGCUGAAAAUGAAAUUAAAAUUUAAAGUAUUAAAUAUUUAUAAGUUUGUAAGCAUAUUAAAUCCCAGUCAGAGAACAAAAACAACUGAGCAUGAAAAACAAGGACAUGGAAACAAAAAUAAAUUCAUUGUUUUAAGCAACAGUACAAUGUUUGUUUGUGGAAAUUUUAAUCUUUAUAUUCAUAAAUCACAUAAAAAGGUAUAAACUAAUCUGAAUCUUCACACAUUUUUCAGUCAGGUUAGUUAAAAAGAACCAAAGGAACACCUUUAAUGCUUCCUCAUCUGAUUUCUUUACUUAUUAGCCUAACGUACAGAAGGUGUGGUGCUUAUAGGAUGUUCAGUUUAUUGCAUUUAUUGCAUUAUUGACAUACUGGACACGUACAGAUUUUCAGCUCUUAACAAAUAAUUGUGAGAAACAGCCAUGUGCUGGUGAUCAAUGCCAUUACGAUAGUCAACCUUUAAAAGGCCUGGAGCUUAGAGCUUGAAGGUAGAAGCUUCAGGAGGACCAUUUGAUUCAGGAUGAUUGCAGCACUACUUGGUUUCUUCUUCCUCAGGUCCAUAGUCGCCUUUGAGACUGUGGACCUCUGGACUGGGAGGAAUGGUACUGUGGAUCCAGGAGACCAGUGCAGUUGUGAGGCCUUUCUACCUGGCACCACGUUCCCUAUGGGGGAGCUGGUACAACUGGAGCAGACAGCAGUGCAGAUCAGUCAGAAGCUGGAGCUGGAAAUCAUUAAGGUCGACAUGUAUGAGAGCAAACUUACCAUUUACAUGGAGAGAGUCGCAAACCUCACAGUGGUGAUCGAGAUGAUGGAAGAUGACCCUGACUCCUACUCUGAGCUCUACAUUCAGGAGGUGAAGAUUCAGAUCAAGCAGGUCGAAGCUCUCAUUCUGGAGCUUCAGGCCUCCAUUCAGACAUCAUCUACAGUGCUCAUCACAAUCCGCAAAGAGAUCACUGUUAUUAUUGUUGAGCUGACUGAACUGGAGACUAAAUAUGACAAGAACCUGGUACUGGUAACACGGAGAGAGUACAUCAAGCUUCAGCAGAAACUGGAAGAGUGUGAGAGACGCCACAAUGAGAUCUUCAAUCCCAACAUUGGUUCCUGCAACCAUGGUGGUAUUUCAAGACUGAGUAAACCAAUCAUUAGCCAGCUGAACGCAAACCUGGCAUCAGGCCACAUUUACGGAGGGUGGGGCAAAGAUUCACACCCACUGCCUGGUUCAGAAACUAUGUACUGGUACUCUGCUUCCACUGAUGCUGUGGUCAGGUAUAUGAGUGUCUAUUCAGACUACUACAGAUUGAUCAUGAGGCAGGCGAUGAAGACAUAUGACCUCUAUGCUUCAAGUGACUGGCGAGGAACUGGCAAUAAUUACAUUAUUCGUGCUAACACUUUGUACUACCAGUUCGCAAACCCCUUCAGCAUGGCCAAGUUCAAUAUGACCACCCAGAAAGCUGAGUACAGGGUGGUGCCAAGUGCCAGCAACAGAUUUUCUUACCAUUAUGCCCCCAAUCAGAUCUUAGACUUCGCAGCUGAUGAGAGUGGAUUAUGGGUAACGUAUGCUACUGAGGCAUCGAAGGGUAAACUGGUGCUGGGUAAGAUAGAUGAGGCAGCGUUUGCUCUAAAGCAGGUUUGGCAGACCAGUAUCUUCAAGCCAUCUGUGGGCAAUACCUUCAUGGUUUGUGGUGUUCUUUAUGCUACGAGAUCUGUAGAUAUCCACACAGAGGAGAUCUUCUACACCUAUGACACUCACACCAGAAAGGAACGCUAUGUCAGCAUCCCCUUUGAGAAGUUCCAGGAGAGAUACAUGUACCUGGAUUACAACCCCACUGAUCAGAAGCUUUACAUGUACAACAAUGGUUAUUAUGUCAGUUAUCAUGUUUGGUUCAACCAGAACCAAUCAAAUAAACCACAGGUUCUGAUCUAAAAAUGAUCAAAGCUGAAAUUUUUUUCAGUGUGUGGAAUGUUUUUGUGGAUGUGUUUUGCUGAGGAACACUAAACACUAAAUGCUUUCUGUCACAUUUCAGUCCUGUUAAUAAAAGUCUAUGAGCAGUUCAUCUGA